Messenger RNA from Lathyrus sativus (Indian pea), 2181 nucleotides. The record is from the annotation of a GenBank genome assembly. Lineage: Eukaryota; Viridiplantae; Streptophyta; Magnoliopsida; Fabales; Fabaceae.
AUGACGUCGAAGGUCGUGUAUGAAGGGUGGAUGGUGAGGUAUGGCCGGCGAAAAAUCGGGCGAUCGUUCAUUCACAUGAGGUACUUUGUGUUGGAAUCGCGGUUACUUGCUUAUUACAAGAGAAAACCGCAGGAUAAUCAGGUUCCUAUUAAGACACUGCUAAUUGAUGGCAACUGUAGAGUGGAGGAUAGAGGCUUGAAGACCCAUCAUGGACAUAUGGUAUAUGUUUUGUCUGUUUACAACAAGAAAGAAAAGAACCAGCGGGUUAUGCAGAUGGCUGCUUUUAACAUCCAAGAGGCCCUAGUUUGGAAGGAAAAAAUCGAGUAUGUAAUUGAUCAGCAUCAGGGGGCACAACCAUCAAAUGGUAACAAAUAUAUUUCUUUUGAAUACAAAUCUGGGAUGGACAAUGGGAAGACGGCUUCUUCCUCUGACCGUGAAAGCCAGUUUAGUGCUCAGGAGGAUGAAGAUGAGCCUUCUUCAAAUUUGUUAAGGAGGACAACAAUUGGAAAUGGGCCUCCGGAAUCAAUUUUUGACUGGACACGAGAGAUAGAUUCCGAUUUGUCAAACCAAAAUGCCAAUAACCAAGUUUUCUCAAGGAAGCAUUGGCGUCUGUUGGAAUGCCAAAAUGGACUUCGAACAUUUGAAGAACUUCUUGAAGUUGAUUACCUUCCAAGGAGCUAUAGUAGAGCGAUGAAGGCAGUGGGUGUUGUGGAGGCUUCUUGUGAAGAAAUUUUCGAGCUUGUGAUGAGCAUGGACGGGACUCGGUUUGAAUGGGAUUGCAGUUUCCAGGAAGGUAGGUUAGUUGAGGAGGUGGAUGGGCAUACAGCAAUUCUUUAUCACCGACUUCAGUUGGACUGGUUCCCAAUGUUUGUGUGGCCCCGUGAUCUUUGUUAUGUACGAUACUGGCGUCGAAAUGAUGACGGAAGUUAUGUUGUUUUAUUUCGCUCUAGAGAACACUACAACUGUGGUCCACAACCAGGGUGUGUCCGGGCACAUAUUGAGAGUGGAGGAUAUAACAUCUCCCCCUUAAAGCCUAGGAAUGGGAGGCCCAGGACACAAGUUCAGCAUCUUAUGCAGAUUGAUCUGAAGGGUUGGGGUGUGAGUUAUAUACCGUCUUUCCAGCUGCAUUGUCUACGCCAACUGUUAAAUAGUGUAGCUGGUUUACGCGAAUGGUUUGCCCAGUCAGAUGAAAGGAAUGCUCCUCCAAGAAUUCCUGUCAUGGUUAAUAUGUUCUCAACAUCUGCUUCUUCAAAGAAGAGUCAGAAAACAAAUGAUAUUUCUGUUAAUUCUACUUCUCACGAUCAAAAUGCCGCACACAGAAAUUCUGCUCUACUGGAUGAAUAUUCCGAUGAAGAUGAGGAUUUUCAAAUAGCAGAACCAGAGCAAGAGGCGUUCCAAAUUGGCCGUGAGAGUGAUGUUAGAAAAACAGAAGCCUUGGAUGAAGAGCCCGGUAAUGAGAUCGACUUAUCUUCCUUUUCGGGUAAUUUACGCCGUGAUGAUCGUGAUAAUGCUCGGGAUUGCUGGAAGAUAUCAGAUGGAAAUGACUUUAGAGUCAGAAGCAAGAAUUUUUGCUAUGACAAGUCAAAGGUUCCUGCAGGAAAACAUCUGCUGGAUCUAGUUGCUGUUGACUGGUUUAAGGACUCAAAAAGAAUGGACCACGUGGCUAGGCGUCAUGGUUGUGCAGCACAAGUUGCGUCAGAAAAGGGAUUUUUCUCCAUUAUCAUUAAUCUUCAGGUGCCAGCAUCAUCACAUUACAGUAUGGUAUUUUAUUUUGUGACCAAGGAGUUAGUUCCUGGAACACUCUUGCAACGCUUUGUUGAUGGUGAUGAUGAAUUCCGAAACAGCAGGUUGAAGCUCAUCCCAUCAGUCCCAAAGGGUUCAUGGAUUGUACGCCAAAGUGUUGGGAGCACUCCUUGCUUACUGGGAAAGGCAGUUGAUUGCAACUAUAUUCGUGGUCCGAAGUAUUUAGAAAUUGAUGUUGAUAUCGGUUCUUCUACUGUUGCAAAUGGAGUUUUGGGGUUGGUUAUUGGCGUGAUUACAACACUGGUGGUUGAUAUGGCUUUUCUUGUACAGGCAAAUAGUUCUGAUGAGUUGCCUGAGAGACUUAUUGGAGCUGUUCGAGUUUCUCAUUUAGAGCUUAAAUCUGCCAUAGUCCCAAAAUUGGAUCCAGAUCCAUCAUGA